Kwoniella shivajii is the source of this 1509-nucleotide messenger RNA. RefSeq lists its product as uncharacterized. NCBI's taxonomy places the organism in Eukaryota, Fungi, Basidiomycota, Tremellomycetes, Tremellales, Cryptococcaceae. The transcript is spliced from 6 exons. Bases 1 to 1509 code for a protein of 502 amino acids. The record is from RefSeq and is a predicted model, not a curated record.
AUGGUUUUAGUCGGACUUAUCCCCUUUUUGGCCAUUGCGUCAUCUGUUCACGCAGCUGCUAUUCCACUUGAUUCUACACCACCUGCCUCACCCGCAUUAUCAUUACAGAACAGUGCUACUUUUUCACCUAUUCCAAGUUUUUCACCUCAGUUGAACGUCCCUUCGCCAACUUUGCCCAGUGCCAUCACUGUUCCUACCCCUGGUCAAUUCGAUGAUUCCUCUCUCAAUCAUAACUCAAAGUACAAGUCCGAUCAUGGUAUUAACGGUAAUGCUAAAUUUGAUGCUGCUCAAAACGGAAGUGUGACUGGGAAUGGAAAUGGGAACGUUAGAUCAGGGGCAGGUAUAGGUAGAGGUAAAGGAAUGACCAAUGCUGAGAGGAUGAGAAGAGGAUUAGGUAUUUUACCACCUACAAGGAGGAUGACGAGUAAACCAGUUAGAAGAAGUGCUCGACCCACUACGGAUACCGACAGUGCCAAUCAGGAUGCCACCAAUAGUGACGGUGUCACUCCUACACCAAAUGAUGGGAGCGUAGCUGAAACUUCCACUCAACCAAAUGACGACAAUACCUCUAAUACAGAUAGUAACAACAACGACGAUGAUACGGCUAAUACAGGGAAUGGACAAGUUUUAGCUUCAAAGAAGUAUUCGAUGAGAAUGAUGAAUCCUGAUGAUGGAAGUGAUAUGGGUUUAGUGACCGUUCCUGAUAAUAAUGAUAAUCCAUUAGUCGGAUAUUCACCUAACCCUGACACACCUGUCCAGAUGUCUAUGCCGGUAGAUCCAUCUUCGACACCAUUUACCAUCGCACCUUCCUCAUCCGAUUCCAACGGUGGUGGCGAUCAUGACGGAAAUGGGAACGGAGAUGGUGAUAACAACGACGACGAUGACAGUACUUUCGGUGGACCUAGAAAGGUCCUGGCUGCUGUUCCUCACAAGACAGCUUCUAAUCCAACCGGUGAUUUAGGUCAAGGUAAAGGAGAUUACGCUCCAGUAGGAAUGGGAUGGACAGAUGGGACAGGAUUACUUCAUCUUGAUUUAAAAGCUCUCAUUCAUAACCCAUCAACGGAUACCUCGAACUUCCCAACAGAUCCAACCGAUCUGACCAAUAAAUUCCCUACUAAACAGCUUUUAUCUCGUCCCGGAUCAGGCUUACCUGUAGAUCCAACAUCUGGUCUUCCCAUUGAUCCAUCCUCCGGAUUACCUAUCGAUCCUUCUACUUUAACUUCAUCUGAUCCGACCAAUCUACUUCAUGCGACGGUUUCCAAUCUACCCUUAGGACAAGACGGAUUCGGUGAUCCACAAUCGACACUCUGGACUUUCCAUCCUAACUCACAGAGAUUGUUAGCUCAUUAUAUCAAUUCGGACGGAAAUGCCGUGCCUACGUACUUCGUUACUGGAGGUGAUUGUGCCCAUACUAUUUGUCUGACAGGUGAUGUAGAAGCUUUCAGAAAUGCUCAAGGGUCAGAGGCUCAUGAAGUUCAUGUUCUCGCCGAGGCUGUAGCGGAUCUUUAA